AUGAAGCUUUCCAAAGCCGCGAGAAUAAUCUUGGUGGGCGCGCCGGGAGUGGGAAAGGGAACACAAGCCGAGCGAUUGCUCCAGCGCUUUCCUCAACUUGCUGCCAUAAGCUCAGGGGACCUUCUGAGAGACAAUGUCAAAAAUCAGACGCCACUAGGUAUCAAAGCAGAGCACACUAUGAAAUCCGGGGCGCUCGUUCCCGACGCGAUGAUACUCCGCCUUAUCCUACACGAACUCAAGACCAGAGGCUGGAUUCAACCACCAGCUGGAGCAUCCCCCAUGACCUUGUCUGCUACCGCUCAAGAUCAAGACUUUGAUGUCGAGGACAAUUUUGUCAAUUCGCCCUCUCUUGCCAACAUGGGAGCACCACCGCGCACUUCAGAAGACCCCGCCGCAUCCUUCAUCCUCGAUGGGUUUCCCCGAACUGCUGGUCAGGCAUCGCAGCUUGAUAAACUCAUUCCAAUCAAUCUUGUAGUAUCUUUACACACUCCAGCCGAGGUUAUCCUAGAGAGAAUUGCCGGACGGUGGGUUCAUGCUCCCUCGGGCCGCGUGUACAAUACCACUUUCAACGCGCCGAAAGUUGCUGGGAGGGAUGAUGUCACUGGAGAGAUAUUGACCAAGAGAGCUGACGAUGAUGAAGCAACGUGGAUGACAAGACUACAGAAAUUCCAGGAAACCAGUGAACCUCUCCUGGAUCAUUAUGCUAAGAAGGGUGUACUAUGGGAAGUCUCUGGAAACAGCAGUGAUGAAAUUUCACCAAAGUUAUUCUCCGAAUUCGAGAAAAGAUUUGUGGAUGGUGUUGAAUAA
Molecule: messenger RNA, 807 nt
Organism: Glarea lozoyensis ATCC 20868
Lineage: Eukaryota; Fungi; Ascomycota; Leotiomycetes; Helotiales; Helotiaceae
Product: P-loop containing nucleoside triphosphate hydrolase
Exons: 2
Coding region: 1-807 (268 amino acids)
Biological process (GO): nucleobase-containing compound metabolic process
Cellular component (GO): mitochondrion; cytoplasm
Molecular function (GO): ATP binding; AMP kinase activity
Source: RefSeq, a predicted model, not a curated record